Mytilus californianus (California mussel) is the source of this 6171-nucleotide messenger RNA. RefSeq names its product zinc finger protein GLIS1-like. NCBI's taxonomy places the organism in Eukaryota, Metazoa, Mollusca, Bivalvia, Mytilida, Mytilidae. The transcript has 4 exons. Gene Ontology annotation, cellular component: nucleus. The coding region runs from base 309 to 1400 and encodes 363 amino acids. Gene Ontology annotation, biological process: central nervous system development; regulation of transcription by RNA polymerase II. The record is from RefSeq and is a predicted model, not a curated record. Gene Ontology annotation, molecular function: RNA polymerase II cis-regulatory region sequence-specific DNA binding; DNA-binding transcription factor activity, RNA polymerase II-specific.
AAAUUUUAUAGCCGCAGUUUUGCCACUAGAUAUGUCAUAUUUUCACAAUUUCAGAGGAUAAUGAAAAACAACAGUCGCCAUGCAAAAUUUAAUUCAGACUCAAAAUAAGGUGUUUUAAGAAAUUGUAAUUUAUAUCCCACAAUGCAUAGCAACGACGGGGAAACCACGAAAUCCUUUUUUUAGAUCUAUUUUUAUACCACAUACCCGAUUGGUGGAGUUCAGUUGGCACGAUAACGGGUUUAUACAGGUAAGAAUUAAAUACCUAUGAACAAGGGUGACACAACGAAAGGUAAAGAAGUGAUUUAACCAUGCCGUCGUGGGGAUUUAAAGAUGAAAGUAAACCAGAAUCUAUAAUUGAACCAGCAUCAAAUAUGGAUAGGAAUUCCCCUGAUGAAGAUUCAGCUGAUUUAGAAGAUUAUAUGAAGAGAGGACGUCCAAGGGCCGAGCUAAUCACUUCAUUGAUCUUCAAAGGUGCAGUGUCCCACAGUGGAAUACGUUGUCAUGUGUGUAAUCGGGUUUUUCCUCGAGAAAAAUCUCUUCAAGCUCAUAUGAGAACGCAUACAGGUGAACGUCCAUACUUGUGUGAUUAUCCAGGAUGUAACAAAUCCUUCUGUCAAAGUGGUCAACUUAAAACCCACCAGAGGCUCCAUACAGGAGAAAAACCAUUUCUGUGUACGGGAGAAGGAUGUCUAAUGAGAUUUACACAUGCCAACAGACAUUGUCCUGAUCACCCUCAUGCCUCCCUACAAAGAAUCUCGGCCAAAAUUGCUGUGGAAGACCUAGAGAAAAUGAGAGAUGCUGAAGCUAACUGUGACAUUAGAGAUUGGCUGGACAGGCAAAUUGGCAUUCGACAAGACAGAGGAAGUUACCGCUCACGAUUACAGAAACGAUUCCGUCCAAAUCCUUCUGAAAACAGUAACUCCCCAGAACCAUCCUUAGACGAUAGCAAUACUUCACCUGAACCAAGCAUAGAUACACAAAUUUACCCACAAGCCUAUCCACAUCCUGUGUACCUAUAUCAUAACAACAACAAUACUGAAUUCUCUACUAAAGAUUAUACUCAGAAAGACUAUAGUCCUCCAAUGGAAAAUCCUCAUAUCAUGAAAGACACUUACAGAUACCAACAGAUGGAGGAAAACUACUAUAAUCUACAACACUCAUAUGAUCCUUAUAAUGGAUACAGUAUGUUCAAUGGUGUUCAACCAAUAGAGGACUGUAAUGCACAUCAACCAAUCAGUGAUUUCGUUACAUAUCAACCUGUGAUGGAUACAGAUUAUGGCCUCCAUGUUCCUGAAGAAGAAAUCAAAUGUGAACCAAGAGAACUGACUCUGAGUGAACAAACUGACAAGUGGAUAUCUGCUUUAGCCUUGGUAGAAUUAUCCCAUGGCAUGGAGUCGUAAAGACCACUGGAUAUUUGUUUUAGCCUUAGUAAAGUUAUCUCAUGGAAUCCUAAAGACAAUCAAAAAAGGGCAGGCUAUAUCAGAGAAAGUUUUAUACUAUUACAUUCAGAUACAAUUUUAUAUUAACACUUUUGCAUAAAUGCUUGAUUGAAAAGAAAUGAUGGCUAAGCUCAAAAUGAAAAAAAAAUGCAGUCCCAUUGUUUUCAAUUAUAAGGAUAUGUAAUAAAAAAUUAGGAUGAAGUUUGUGAAACUUUAAUGAAUAUAAACCAAUGAAAUCUGUAUGUCUGUUAAUGAUAUUAGAUUCUAAUUUCAGACUAAAGUGAUAAAGUAGUCACUCAUACUAAAAAGGAGUUUGAAACCCUCAAGACAGUUGUUAUAUUUUUCUAUAUUUCUCCCUAGACAGCUAUAAAGUAAAUAAUUUAAUUUUUGAAAUGAUAUGUACAACCGUACCUGCAAUCAAAUAUAAAAGAUUAGCUAUCGGAAGAGCAUCUAUGCAAAAGACAGAUUUUUAUAUUAUAUUUUUACCUAAUAGAUCUGAAUUUUUUUAUCUCAAAGUUUAUUCAAUAUUAUUAUAUAUGACAAUAGAUGUUUGUACAGUUUUCUAGACAUUUAUAUAUAGUGUUUAAUCUAACUGCUGUAGAAACUAAAUAUGGUGAUAAUGUGAUAUAUUAUGUAUGUAUAUACACAACACAGUUCAUGCUUUUGUGAUAUUGAAAUCCAUGAUAAAUCUACUAAUAUCCUGCAUUUAUUAUUUAUAUAUAAAAGUUUGCAUUUAUUAAUCCUAUAUAUGUGAGUUACUCUCAGUUGGGAGUGAAACUGUUGUUGAAUUUUGUUAACAUUUUGAAGAUGAAGAAGUCCUACUACAUUUGUUAUCUACAGACAUACAUAUUGUUACUAUGUAAAAACCAUCAUUUUAUAUACAUAUUAAAAUUUAAACCUUCCAGGAUUAACUGCUGUUUUUCAAAGUUUCAAAUUUGUUUAAGGAUGUACACCUCUGAGGAGCCAAAAAUUUCUAGAAUUAAACUUUUUUCUUUACCUGAUUUUUGGGUUUAAAUGACUCUAAAAAAAUAAUUGGUGAAGAAAAAAUCAUAUUGUGGUGCACUUCUUUUUUUUGCUACGACCACUUGAAAGUACCCAAUUCUGACAAUUUUCCCAUUUUUCAUCAUUUUUUACCCAUUGUUGGGCUAUUAUCUAGAAAAAAAUCACAGUUUCACAAUUAAACUUUUUUUCAUACUUUCAAUAAAGAUGAAGUGGACCAAUCUGAAUAAAUUUGACUUAGAAAAAACUAUAGGUAGGUGUUAAUAUAAGAAAGUUUUAUAAAAUUUUGUUGCCUUUUUGUGUCAAAUUUACCUUGCUGUCAGUUUUGUAAAUUUUGGAUUUUUCUCUUUUUUUAGAACAAAAAGCAUAUAAUUUCAACUUCUUUGUUAUAAAUGAUUGAAAAAUACAUAUCUAAGAAAAUUGAAACGAAAAAAUUGAUAUGGGAUGCACAUGUUUCUGGUAAAAUCAUUUCUUGUAUCCCUCACCCAUUUUUUCAACAUUUGGCUAAUGAGACGGACUCGAUUGGUAAUAAAAUUUGAAAAUUUUAUUACUCAAAAACUACUUUUUGUAAAAGCAAAAUUUUUUCACAGAUUUAAGUUUGAUUAUAAUAUUUUUUAAAUUCAUUGAUAUUUUCUUCUUGUAUCACAUGUUUUGGAAAUAAUUCUAGAACAAAAUUUCAACGAGACUGAAACGUCAGAAGAAUACAUCCUUAAAAUGCAGUUUUAAGAAGAUUAAAAAUAAUUUUUUUAAGAAAGGGAGAUAAACCUUAAAAAUUUCCACUGUGGAGAAAAUUACCUAUUUAUUGUUUUGUUUUGUUGUUGUUAUUUUUUUUCUUUUUCUAACUGUUUUCAUUUGACUAAUUUUGUUCGAUUUAAGAAAUAUAUGUACUGGUUCCUCAAAAUGAUGAACAAAUUAGAAUUAAUUCUGUUUGCAAAUAAGUUUAAUAACUAUGUUGUAUUGUUUUUGAACAAAUUUUAAUUACACAUUCCUAGCGAACAAAUUAUAGAAUUAAUAUUGCUUAAGACCAAGAUUUGAUCUUUACAUGAGUUGUUAUUCAAUAUACAGUUUGAAUAGGAAUAUAACAUGAAAUCCAAUGACUAUAUUAUAGAAUUUCCACAUUCCUGAUGUAUUUUAUACUCAAACUAUGUUUUACAUAUUUAUAUUUCUUUCUAGUUAUAAUUUGUAUAAAUAUAUAUUUGUGAGUACUUGUUUAUCUGAAUAGCUUUGUUUACCAUAUAUAAUAGAAAUCCAUUGUAAAUAUUUACUCUUGUUAAAAAUUGUUUAUUAUUGAAAAUUUAUGAGUCAACAAUUCUGACUGCCGUCCAUCCAUUCUGUUGAUCUUAUAUAGAAUAAUAGUCACAAAUUCUGCAUUUUACUCUAAUAUCAAUGUGUUCAAUAUUGUCAUCGAUUUCAUCAUCAUUAUUAUUACCCAUAUAAUAUUUAGCUUGAGUCUUAUAGCAAACUCUAUGAUCUAUUGUAUACUUUAUGGAUUGUUAUUCAGUAAAUGAUCAAGUUCAAGUAAAACUAUAUAAGGUUAGGCCAUCAAAAAAUCUAAAUUGUCAUCAAACUUUUAUAUUUAAAUUGUGGUUGGUUGGAAAUUUCAUUAUCAUCUGUUUUUCUGGUCAAAUUUUGUGAAAAUUAAAGCAAAUUUUAGAAAACAGCCAGAAAUCAAAAUCGGAAUUAUUUUUUAGUCUUAAAUAUUGGCCAAGAGGAGCUGAGAAUCUCUGUAUUAUGGCCUUUAUGUGAGUAACAAUGCUUUGUUCUUUUAUAUUUAAAUGAUUAUAGAUUGAUGUCCAACAUGUGGCAAUUAAAGGUAGCAUUCAGCAUGAACAAAAUGUUCCUAUUUAACACUUUAUAAAAAGUUUGAACAUCUUAACAACAGAUAAGUACGAAAUUUUGUACUGACCAGAUCAACUUUUUUUCAUUUUUUGGCUUUUUACAUUAAAAUUCCAUAAUCAAGAGUACAAAGUCAAAAUGUGUGUUUUUACUAAUAAUUUACUAUUGCAUACAGUUUUGGUUAGGUGAAAACAUUUAUACAAUCCAUUUUUUAAGUAAUUAAAGUGAUGUUUUUAUUGUUAUAAGAUUUCCAAAGUUAAGGUAUCACAUGGCUUAAUAUCACUACUUGUUUAAUUUGUUUGGCACAGGGUAAAAACUGUUUAACAACUCUACAAAUUAACUGCUUACUUUUGAUAAAAUAUGCUAGGUUUAAUGAAAUAUGCAGGUGGUUUUAUUUCUUCAAUCAAAUAUGCCAAGUUUAACCUAUAAUAAAAUGUGCAAUGUUUGAAUCUUUAACAAAUAUGCCAUGUUUUAACCUUUAUAAUAAAAUAUGCCAAGUUUAACCUUUUUAAAAUAAAAUAUGCCAGUUUUGAAUUAUCAAACUCAUAUUUGAUGUUUAUGCAAUAUUCCUCACCCAAAGAAAACUUUUCAUUGUGUUUUUCUUUUCACCCAAACUCAUAAAGUUUUCUGUGCAAAUAGGUAUGAUGAAUUCUGUAAAUGUUAUGCAUAAUCAAAUAUUAUCAUUGAAAUGGUGCUUUGAAUGAACACAUAAGUGCCCCAAACUUUUAAAAUCAAAAAUAUUAAUCAAAUAACAAUACAUUUAAUCAUUAAGGAGAUAGUAGUUCAUAUAUCAGUUUAUUCUUUUUUUGUGUACUAAAUGACAAUAUAAAUAUUUUUUAGUGUUCUUGGAAGAUACCAUUGUACAUGCUUAUUUAUGGAAUGAUUAGUUCAAUUAUGAAAACACGGUUUCAGACUUGUAAUGGGGAUCAUGGGAAGGAGUGUGUUCACUUCAACUGUGUUUUAAUUGAUUAAGAUAUAUACAGGGGAUACAGUACAGAAAACUAGAGAGUGAAUAGCGCUAUCCCACUAAAAAUAAAAUACGGUAAUAAAAUAUGUGUUACAAGGCAACUUACAUUCAGAAUUUAUUGUAAGGGCUUAUCUUUUUCCAGUAAUAUAUUGUACCUUAAAAGUAUUGGCAAUUUUGAACAAAAAACACCAUUCACUCAAAACCGCCUUUAAGCAGACAUAGUGAUGGUUACUGUUGGUAGUAUGUCCCAGAUUAAAUGUUGAAAUUGUUAUUUGAAAUAAGACAAUCAAUAAGUUACCAGUUCAGAUUAUGUUGUUGUCAUGUUAUAUUGUCAUGUGACUUGUCAUGUGAUUUGUUAUGAUUGAGAAUGGUAAAAUAAAAGGUGGCAGUAUGUGUGAUACUGUAUUGUUUGUUAUAUAUCUUAUAAGUUUAUGAGUAGUGUUUUCAUCUUUUAGAAUAUUUUAGUUUUUGCAUUUAACUAACACUUUGUAUUAUAGUGUUUCUAUGGUGAUAUUAUAAUGUAUUAAUCAUUAGAUCUCGGGGUGAAAUAGAGAUUUUUGUACUAAACUAAACUUUUUUUGUACUUUUUGAUUAUAGACUUUAGAUUGAAUUUAUAUGAUCCAGAAGAAGAUGUUCUGACAUUUUAAUUAUUAUUUAUAUUUAAAAAGCUGUUUCUUUUGUAGAACUGCUACUCUUCUAAACACAGAUGUAAAGAGUAUUUUCACAAAAAAGAUUCUGUGUUUAUGACCCGAGGUCUAAUUAAUCAUAGUGUGUUUUCUACUAAGUCAUGUGACAGAUCUGACCAAUCAUGAUGUGUGUUUCAUUUCUGUAGUGCUAAUGAGCAGUGUUCAGACAUUAACAUUAAUAUGCUCUUUAUACUUUUGACAUGUUUAUACAGAGACUAUUUUGCAAAUAAAAUCUGAGAAAAUA